AUGGGUACUGUUAUUAACGGCGUUGUUUGUCUCUACCAAGGUCAAACGCCUAAUGUUGUAUUAUGGAACCCAACCACCGAGGAAUUCAAGGUCAUUCCUCCCAGCCCUACUGAGACCCCCGUAAUUUACGAGGUUGGAUAUUUUGAAUAUAAUGGAUUUGGUUAUGACCUUGUUCGAGAUGACUAUAAUGUAAUUCGACACGUAUUAUAUCUAUUAGAUGUAUCUGAUACUGAUGAUAUGGAAGAUAAGCCAAACUAUGUGUCACGUAAAAAUACUUGGGAGAUAUAUAGUCUAAGACGUAAUUCUUGGAAGAAACUUGAUUUGGAUUUGCCUCAAAUUCGUUCUAAUUGGGGAGAACUCUCUAUAUACAUAAAUGGAAUGUGUCAUUGGGCUGAAGGAAAUGGAGAUGAAUCAUAUAUGGUGUCAUUUUACUUAAGCAAUGAGUUGUUAUGUAUAACACCUUUUCCCACGGAUAUGAAUGAUAGUUUUGAUGAUUUUGUAAUAAAAAACUUUAGGGUAUUAAAUGAGUCCAUUGCUUUGAUCUUAAAUUAUCUAGAGAUGGCUACUUUUCAUAUAUCAAUUUUGGGUGAAUUAGGUGUGAAGGAAUCGUGGACUAAACUUUACAUUAUUGGGCCUAUACCUUGCAUUGAGCAUCCUAUUGGAGAGGGGAAAAAUGGUGAUUUAUUCUUUAGAAGAAAAGAUGGUGAAAUAGUGUGGUUUAAUUACAAUACCCAAAAGAUUGAGGAACUUGGUCUUCAAGCGGAUGCAUAUACUCCUGAUAUUGUCAUUUACAAAGAAAGUCUUCUUCCUAUUGGACAAAUAUAUAACUGA
Molecule: messenger RNA, 831 nt
Organism: Cicer arietinum (chickpea)
Lineage: Eukaryota; Viridiplantae; Streptophyta; Magnoliopsida; Fabales; Fabaceae
Product: F-box/kelch-repeat protein At3g06240-like
Source: RefSeq, a predicted model, not a curated record